AUGGCAACUGCUGCUCUCAGAGAGAUAGGGAUAUUCGAAGACUUGGAUAGCGUCAUUGCACAAGUUUCUGUGGGAGAGCAGCAACCAAAGGAAGGCCUUGACUCGGAAAGUGAUGAUUAUUUGAAGCUCAAAAAACUGGAAAAUGAGCUGGAUCAUCUGCAAGUUAUGGAGGACUAUGUGAAGCUAGAGACAAGAAAUUUAGAGAAAGAACUUCUUCACGCACAAGAAGAGGUUUGGUACAGUAUCGUCACAAAUUACUACAGAUUUAUGCUAUCAGUCAUUUGUUUUCUGUUCUUUUUUCCUAGAGCAUGCUUGCAGGUGAAGCGAAUACAAUCCGUUCCUCUCGUCAUAGGACAGUUUUUGGAGGCAGUCGAUCAAGAUCACGCAAUA
Strongylus vulgaris is the source of this 390-nucleotide messenger RNA. The record is from the annotation of a GenBank genome assembly. NCBI's taxonomy places the organism in Eukaryota, Metazoa, Nematoda, Chromadorea, Rhabditida, Strongylidae.